Corythoichthys intestinalis (scribbled pipefish) is the source of this 7903-nucleotide messenger RNA. RefSeq names its product ELMO/CED-12 domain containing 2 (gene elmod2). Bases 136 to 1032 code for a protein of 298 amino acids. Gene Ontology annotation, molecular function: GTPase activator activity. The record is from RefSeq and is a predicted model, not a curated record. The transcript is spliced from 9 exons. NCBI's taxonomy places the organism in Eukaryota, Metazoa, Chordata, Actinopteri, Syngnathiformes, Syngnathidae. Gene Ontology annotation, cellular component: membrane.
CACUUCCUGUACUAUAGGAAGUGCCACGGUAGCAAAACACUGCAUGCCAGCCUUCAUUCAUUGAUGGUCGUGCAAGACAGGCUUCGGAUAAGUUUUCUUUUGUUCUUCUUAUUGCAGGACAAUUAAAGUGGAAGUAUGCUGGCGUACAUCUGGCAGUACUUGUACUCAACCUAUUUGAGGUACUGGGUCAAGUGGCUCAUCAGGCAGGUGACCAGGACGUGUGAGCUGCAGAGAAUAUGCUCCGGAUACGGGCCGGGCGCAACCAGAACAAUAAAUACUGAAUAUUCCCUCAAGUAUUCAAAAAGCAAGCUUCUACGAGGUGCUCUGGUCAGCAGGAAGGAGCACUUAGGGAACCAUGUGGAGCAAAUAAUGAAGGAGAAGAACAUCAAAGUGCAGACAAAUCCGCUAUUUAAAGAAAGCCUGCACGCCUCGCUGCUGCAGAUCACGGGGUACAAUAACCUCUACGAAUCUGUGGAAGACGUCAGGAAAGAGGCGUUCUGCCCGGAGAACCCUCAACACGAGGCCAUGCUGUUAAAGCUUUGGGAGCUGCUCAUGCCCAGCAUCAAACUGGAGUCCAGGGUGACUAAGCAGUGGGGGGACAUCGGCUUCCAAGGGGACGACCCCAAGACGGACUUUCGAGGAAUGGGCAUGCUGGGCCUCAUGAAUCUUCUCUUCUUCAGUGAACACUACACACAAGAAGCUCGCCUGGUGUUAUCUCAUGCCAACCAUCCAAAACUAGGGUACUCAUACGCCAUCGUAGGGAUCAACCUGACCGAAAUGGCGUUCAGUCUGCUAAAGAGCGGCGCUCUCAAAGCUCAUUUCUAUAACGCAGUGUCCGGCACCCCCGAGCUACGACACUUUCAUCAGCUGUACUGCUACCUGGCAUUUGAAUUUGACAAAUUCUGGCUGGCAGAGGAACCUGAAAGCAUCAUGCUGUUUAACCAGUACAGGGAAAAGUUCCACCACGUGGUACGGAACCUCCUAACCGACCCCCAUGUGUGUCUCACGUUGAGCGCUACAUCUAAAAACUAAAGGUACACCAGCGUGGAAGCCGACUGAACAAGACACCAGCACAGAACUCUGGUAAUUAGAGGCAAUAAACAUUAUUCUGAUCAUUGAGUCCGAAGAUAUUUGUGGAAAAUGGUCAUGAAAUAAUAGUAAUAAUUCAACUAGUGUUGCACCGAUACCAUUUUUUGGCUCCGGAUACAGAUUCCGCUCCCUGGCUAUGCGGUAUCGGCAAAUCCUGAUACUGUACUGAUACCAAGUUUUUUGAAAAAGCAUACAAAAAUAUUUUUUCUUUUACUGCUAGAUUACUGCAUACUCGAAUGUAGCAAAAUAUCUAUCAUUACUUGGUCAGAAACUGCUUAACAACCUUUUGUGCCUACAUGAGAUGUGUGAAAAUAAAUGAACUCCUCUAAAUGUUCAAUUUCAGGGCAUUUCAGGUCAUUUCCUGAUGAUUUUUGGUGACUUUUUUGGGGGGCAUUUUCAGGCGACUUUCUGUUGAAUUCAGUUUACUGAAAAGGAAGUGACCCAAGAAUGUCCCCAAAUGAAUAGGAAGUAACCUGUAAAUGCCCUAAAAUGAUCAAGCGAGAAGCUAGCAAGAAACAGUGCUCUGGCGUCAGUGCCAUUGACGGCGCUAGACAUCCAAUCCAGUCAAAGUGAAUUUGAUGUAGGGCUGCAGCUAUCGAUUUUUUUAGUAGUCGAUUAAUCGAUGAAGCAGUUAGUUCGAGUAAUCGAUAUUAAACAUAAAAAAUUAAAAUACCUGAGCUGAGCCUUAAACGGUAUGAAAAAAUAAAUAAAUAUGGAUCUAUGUACAACAAAAGAACAAUUGGCUGAAGUGUGCUAGCUUAAAUGCUAUAAUAUGCUAACUUUUUUUUAACAAUGCUCUUAACAAAUGGUCCAGACACGUAUUCCCACAAAAAAAAAAAAAAGGCCAAAUAUACCUAUGAACUAAAUUAUGAAUGAAUUAAAAAACAUUAGCUCAAACGAAAACCUAGCUUAUGUUGCUCUUAACAGGGAGCAGCUGGAUUAAGCUAUGUGAAAUGAAGCAGACUAGAUGGCAGUGUAUCCACCCAAAUUAAUAAAACUAAAUGAAAACACUUUUAAAACAAACCAUUACACCAUUUUAACUAAACGCAUACUCGAAGAAGCGAGUUAAUCGAUUCAUAGUUGCAGCAGUAAUAUAAUGUCUAGCGCCGUCCAUGUCAGCCAAUGAGAUAACGUUAACACUCGAUCGCUGCACUAGACGUCCAAUUCCUUUUGACCGGGAGGGGCGCAAAUGAACAAAAAAAAAAAACGCCAUGAAAAACACACAUUAAAAAAAAACUGAAAAAAUUGCAGAAAAAACCCCCUGCAAAACCUAAAAAUUGGCAACCCCGCAAACCCCCCCCCGCCCAAAAAAAGGACCCCCCCUGUACCAAUAUGAGGGAAAAAAAGGUCAUUUAUUUAAUAUUUUAGAUUUAACCGUGAUGGCGCACUCAUUGGCUGCCAUGAACGGCACUAGAUGUUCACUCCAUGUUGACUGGGAGGUGCAAAUGAACAUCCUCAGAAUUUUUGACAUCAGGCUUAAUCUUCGAGUUAGCGAGGGUUGAAUUAGUCGGUGGAGGUGAUUUCAACAAAUUCCGUGCAAUAUGUAAGUUCUGCAGGACUAUUUUUUUAGAUGUGUAAUACGACCACAAUAGAGAGGAAUGCUUCAGCCACUCGUGCUAACGCUGCAUUCCAGGAAGGUGGGAAGUCGAGUCAAGUUGUGACCUCAAAGUGUUCCAAGCAAAUGUAAACAGCAAAGAUGGCCGAUCGCCAAAAGUUGUUUUUAAUUUUUUCCCUCAAAAGACAUUCUGAACUCCAGCAAACCUGCCUUCUCGUAAGCGAUCAAAUAGUGGAAGCAUUCCAAUAAUUUUCCAGAUCGAAGGUUGGAAACUCUGACUUCCCGCCUUCCUUGAAUGCAGCAUCAGUCUGCUGAGUUAACUGACGGCCGAUGACAUGGUGACAUGUGCAUUUAGAAGGAAACAGACAGAAGAAAUGGGCAAAGGGAAAAAUUCCACAAACUCCCUAUGAAGAACGAGGACUAUUAUCAACUGGUUACUUGCUGCAGUCUCUGCAAUGUUUAAAAAAUAAAAAUAAAAAAUUAGCUCAUCACUUAUGCUAGCAAAUGACACAAGUUUGCUAGCCUGCUUUUGCCAGCUUUCCCCCCUAGCAAAACUAACAUCUUUAAAGAUCCUCAUGUCAAUGUUCAUGAAACUUCAAAUCCAAACUGCUAUUACCAUUUAACAUUUACAUUUAUCCACCUUUUAUAAAGCAGACAUGUCCAAAGUCCGGCCCGGGGGCCAAAUGCGGCCCGUGGUCAAAUUUCAUCCGGCCCCCAGCCUCUGUCAUAAAACGUCUGGCCCGUACACAGACUUAAAAAAUUGGUCAGCAGUACUGCAACCAGCAUAUGAAGUAGCUUACACACGAAAUGCUGCUCCUCAUUUACCCACUAAAAGGCAGCAGCACUUUAACCCUUUAUUGCCAAAUGUAUCACAUUUGAUACACCUAAAAUUUAAUGAUUUUGAGACUGAUUUAGAAUUUUGACAUUUCUUUUUGAAAAACAAAAAAAAUGAUGGAUGCAAGUCAACACAUGCAUCUGCAAAUUCCAUGAGAAAAAAAACAUUUAGCAUGGGUUAUAGAUAAUAGAGCACUUAUUACUAGGGCUGUCAAAUGAUUACAAUUUUUAAUCGAGUUAAUUACAGCUUAAAAAUUAAUUAAUCGCAAUUAAUCGCAAUUCAAACCAUCUAUAAAAUAUGCCAUAUUUUUCUGUAAAUUAUUGUUGGAAUGGAAAGAUAAGACACAAGAUGGAUAUAUACAUUCAACAUACGGUACAUACAUAAGUACUGUAUUUGUUUUUUAUAACAAUAAAUCAACAAGAUGGCAUUAUCAUUAUUAACAUUCUGUUAAAGUGAUCCAUGGAUAGAAAGACUUGUAGUUCAUAAAAGAUAAAUGUUCGUACAAGUUAUAGAAAUUUUGUAUUAAAACCCCUCUCAAUGUUUUCGUUUUAAUAAAAUUUGUAAAAUUUUCAAUCAAAAAAUAAACUAGUAGCCCGCCAUUGUUGAUGUCAAUAAUUACACAAUGCUCAUGGGUGCUUCAGCCCAUAAAAUCAGUCACACCCAAGCGCCAGCAGAGGGCGACAAAACUCCCAAAAACACAAGUAACAAGUUGGCAUUGCACUGUGCUGUCAUUUUAAUCUGUUUGAGCGGGGCAUGUGCGUUAAUUGCGUCAAAUAUUUUAACGUGAUUAAUUUAAAAAAUUAAUUACCGCCCGUUAACGCAAUAAUUUUGACUGCCAUACUUAUUACACAAAUUCAUUUUGACUUUUCUUUUUACAAAUUUGAAAAAAAGGUUUCAUUAGGACCUUAUUUUUCAAAUUUUGGGAUUCUCUGAUAAUUGCUUCAUGUUGCAGGUAUUUAAGGGCUAAGCAACAUUACCCCAUGUGAGCCAUUACUUCCAUUUUUUAAAAUGGCGACAACAAAAAACAGAAAGUUGACUGUGACGGCCGACGCUUCAAGGAUGGGUGGAAAUUGGACUAUUUCUUCACUAAAAUACGCAACAACUGUGUCUGCCUCAUUUGCAAAGAGACAGUCGCUGUUUUUAAAGAUUUCAGUGUUAGGCGAUAUUACCAAACAAGACUAUCUGACAUGUACGACUAAAUUACACGGAAGAUACGCAGCGAGAAAUUGAAGCAACUUGAAGCUAGUUUACUUUCACAGCAGCACUAUUUCGCAAAUGCCCGAGAGUCGAAAGAGAACGCCACAAAGGCUAGUUGCAAGAUUGUUGAAAUGAUUAAUUAUAAAAAAAAUGAUCAAGCAAAUGUGCCACAUGGCUUGCUAAAAUAUGCCUAAAUAUAUUGUUCUACGUAAAGCACGUCGGCCAAAGUUGGCCCCCCACAUUUUUACCACACCAAAUCUGGUGCCCUUUGCAAAAAGUUUGGACACCCCUGUUUUAAAGUAUACGCUAAUACAUUGAAAAUAUGACUGCUAAAUUAGCAUAUUCAACAGCAGUCACCAAAAUAAAAACACUUAAUGCGACAAGUGCUGGUGCUUCGAAAGCGGCGUUUGUAACUUGCGGCCAUCUUGGGAAGGGCGACCGUCGCACAGAAGUACAUAUUACGCAAUACUAGCCGAUACGAUGCCUGCAUUUUAAUCCCCUACCGAUACUAGUAUCAGUGCAACACUAAAUUCAACACACAAGACAAAACACCUCUUAUUUACAGUAUGUCUGUAAAAAUGUCACCAAGGCCUUUUUUGUUGGUUUUCUAUUUUGUAAUCUCAAUAAAAGCACAUGCACACAAAAGACUGUAAAAGAAGUCAACAGUAUUUAUAUCUUGCAUUCAGAUAUACAGCUUUUACAUUCGACAGGCAGAUUUGGACAUCUUAUAAAAGUGCAAACACAUUCUAACACCUUUAGUAUACUCACAUGACACAUUCGUUAAACUUAACGUUAUCACAGGUGAAAAAUACUGUUGUUCAUGUAAGUAAUUAGAGGAAUUAAACACAGCUGUGUUUUAAUUCAUCAGAUCGCAGCUGAGUUUCAUUAAGAGACCGUCCUUGUGUAGUUAUUAACUCACAUGCCAUUGACGAUGGUAGACGUCCAGUCUGUUUGAACGUCUACUAGAGACGAACCUGAUUGGAUGUCUAUCAUCGUGAAUGCCGCUAAAAGAGUUAAUAGACUACGCUGCCUCUGGUGGCGAAAGAGUGAACACCAGAAGGAGCAGCGCAAUGUCAGUGCACAUUAGCAUGAAGUCUUGAAUUAUUUUUUUUUUCACAUUCUAUUGAAUGUUGUUCCUGUAUGUUUUUAAGAAGUAUAAUACUGUCGAGUGCUAGUUUUCCUAUUAAAAAUGUGUUGAUAACAUUUUUUUGUUGGUGUGUUUUGAGUUAAGAGCGUAGUCUGGGAAAGGAUUACGCUCGUAAGGCACCGUUGUAUUGCAUUGUACUCAUGAUAACUGUUUUCUUAAAGAUAUUUUUUAAAGGAUAUUACUUGUCUUUGAUUGCAUUUUGAAUUGUAUUUAUUUCAAAUGUAUUCAAUAAGUGAUUUUAUUCCACUUGGAUUUAAUUUGAAAAAUAUAUUAAUUAUAAAAUUGUAUUUUUACGUUCACUUAUUUAUAAAUAGUCAAUAAAUUAUUAGGUUUUCCCAGUAUUUUUCCGCUGAGGGUUCCUGAGUGUACUUAAAUGUCUUGUCCGUUGCGUUCAGGUUCAGUUGGACGUCUCAAAGCGCUUCUUGGUCACCAUCAUGGCGCGCUUGAUUUGUUCGAAGGAGACGAACAUGACGACGUUCCACGAGCCGAGUCUCAGGAAGGACGGCACAAAGCUUUAAAAAAAAAAUAAAAUAUAGGAGGCAAAAUUAUGGGAUGGGGUGAGUGAUUUUGGCAGCCACUGUGGCCGUAAUCAGCCACAGUGGUAAUAAAAGGUAUCUGCACCUUUUGUAAUUUCUCACAUUUCGGCAUGAAAUCACCAUCAAAUGUGAUCUGAUCUUUGUCAAAAUCAUACAGAUGAAAAAACUCUGCUUUAACUAAAAUCACCCAAACAUUUCUAGGUUUUCAUAUUUUAAUGAGGACAGCAUUCAAACAAUGACAGAAGAGGAAAAAAUAAGUGAACCCUCUGCCUAAGGAGACUUAAAGAGAAAUUGAAAGUAAUUUUUACUAAAUAUAAGUCAGGUUUGUCCCCAAUCACUGAUGAGUUGUUUAAAGCUACCCUAUCCACUAUAAAACACACACCAGGUAAGAAAUGUCUUGAUGAGAAGCAUUGUCUGAUGUGCUCAGUCAAAAGAGCUGUCUUAAGACCUGCGAUCAAGGAUUGUUGAUUUGUAUAAAGCUGGGAAAGGAUACAAAACCGUCACUAAAAGUCUGGAUGUUCAUCAGUUGAAAGUCAGAAAAGUUGCCUACAAAUGGAGAGAGUUUGGCACUGUUGCUUCUCUCCCAAGGAGUGGCCUUCCACCAAAGAUGACGCCAAGAGUUCAGCUCAGAAUACUCAGAUAGGUGAAAAAGAACCCCAAAGUGUCUGCUAAAAACUUACAGGAAUCACUGGCCAAUAUCUCUGUGCACACAUCAACUACAUGUAAAACUAUGGCCAAGAUGGUGUUAAUGGGAGGACUCACGGAGGAAGCCAGUGCUGUCUAAAAAAAAAAACAUUGUUGCUUGUUUAAUAUCUGCAAAAAGGCACUUGGACACUCCACGGAAGUUUUGGCCAAAUAUUUUGUGGACUGAUGAAACCAAAGUUAAAUUGGUUGGGAGUAACGCACAACGUCAUUUGUGGAGGAAAAAUGGUACAGCUCACCAACAUCAACACCUCAUCCCCACCAUGAAGCAUGUUGGAGGGAGCAUCGUGAUUUGGGGCUGUUUUGCUUCCUCAGGGCCUGGACAACUUGCAAUCAUUAAUGAAAGAAUGAAUUCAAAAGUUUAUCAGGAUGUUUUGCAGGAAAACCUGAGACCGUCUGUCAGACAGUUGAAGCUAAAAAGAGGAUGGAUGCUGCAACAAGACAAUGAUCCAAAACUAGGGUUGUUCCGAUCAUGUUUUUUUGCUCCCGAUCCGAUCCCAAUAUUUCCCGAUCCGAUUGCAUUUUUUUUGCUCCCGAUUCCAUCCCAAUCAUUCCCGAUAAUUUUUCCCGAUCAUAUACAUUUUGGCAAUGCAUUAAGAAAAAAAUGAAUAAAACUCGGACGAAUAUAUACAUUCAACAUACAGUACAUAAGUACUGUAUUUGUUUAUUAUGACAAUAAAUCCUCAAGAUGGCAUUUACAUUAUUAACAUUCUUUCUGUGAGAGUGAUCCACGGAUAGAAAGACUUGUAAUUCUUAAAGGAUAAAUGUGACUUUGUAUAUUGUGACUAAAUAUUACCAUCUAGUGUAUUUGUUGAGCUUUCAGUAAAUGAUACUGUAGCCAU